GCACCCUUUCACACACACCCAGAUCCAAGAGAAUGAGUGAACCAGAGGGAGGAGAGGAGGAAGACAGAGAUGAGAGCACGAGCGAGAGAACAGAGAGUGAGAGUGGGUUACCACCGCAACGCCGCUGCAGCCGCCGCCAUCGCCGUCGUGGAGGAGCGAGUCCGGAGGAGAGAGAGAGAAAGCCGAUUCGCAGACGAGAUGGAGAGAAAGGACAAAGACACGACGCGAGAGAGAAUGAGGCUGUUCCGCGUGCACUGUCGUCGCUCCUGGGGUCAAUUGAAGCCGCCGCCGCUGCUAGGGCUUGCCGUGCUCCUGUCCUCACUUUCGGCUUCUACGAUUACUUCCUGCGUUUCAUCGGUGCCGUUUUCGAUGGCAAGGUGCGGAUGCAAUUCUCUCCUUUGAAAAGUUCAGCUGCAAUCUACCCAGACCUCUUCUUCAGAUCAUAUAUGAUUAAUGUGAAUGAAGAACACUAG
Molecule: messenger RNA, 473 nt
Organism: Arachis ipaensis
Lineage: Eukaryota; Viridiplantae; Streptophyta; Magnoliopsida; Fabales; Fabaceae
Source: RefSeq, a predicted model, not a curated record